GCUAAAGCAAAUGUUGACAUUUUCGGUACGAGUUAACAAACAAAAUGAACAACGGGAAACAUGUUCGUGGAAAAUUUAAGGAGAAAGGGGAUAGAGCUUAUAAAAAGUUCACUGGAAAUAAAACAGAAGGCCAGGGCUUUGCUGAUAAAAGGAAAAGAAAAAUACAGCACGAGUAUUGGAAACUAUUGAAGAAAGAGAAAAAGUCCAAGGAGGAGAACACAAAACAUGUUUCUGUUAUGGACGAACUUUCUGAAGAGGAGGAAUCACCCCCAGACGUAUCCAAACAAAAGUCUACUAAGAAGUCCAUUGGAACAUACUCAAAGGCACAUCAUGACUUCAAACAGAGAAAGAAAGAGAAGCAGAGGAAAAAGCAGGAAGCAAAGAAGAAUAGAGAAGCUAUGGAUGCAGCAAUAGAAAAAUACAAUACAAGAAAACAGUCCAAUUAUAAACUGCUGUGUAAAAGGACAAGUAAAGGACAACCUGUGAUGAAACAUCAGAUUGACUACUUGUUAGAAAAAAUCAAGAAGCAAAAAGCCAAAACAUGAUUUGGACUAAUGUUGGAGGAAUAUUAAAAAGUGAAAUUAUUUCAAAAUCAAAGUGAUUUCAUCAGCACUGGAAACUUAUUUAAAUCUAGAUGUGAAUUGACAAUAGUGAUAUAACAUGAGGUAUAAAAUGUAUACCUGAAUAAUUGUAUGACUAACAAACGGGAACUGGUCUGUUUUUUGUUUUCUGUUAAAGAAAAUGGUGAAAAUCAAUGUACCAGUUUAUUAUACUUUUAUUUAUUAAAUGUAGGGAAUUUUCAAGUUCCUGAUAUUUUAUAUCAUAAUGCAUGUAACUUGUAACUCACAGAGAGAACAUAAAGUGAGUGGAGAGGAGUGACAAAAAUAUCUUUAAGCUGUAACAUCAUUACAUAUCAAGUUGCAUGAAAACCAGUGUGGUUUUUGAGCAUAAACAUACCUCACAUUCAAUUUGUUCAAUUGAUUAAAAGAGAGAAGCGGGAGUGAGUAUUUGGGUAUUUGUAUUUCUUCAUGCUUACAAUUUUAUUAAAUUUGAGUUUUACUGA
Saccostrea cuccullata (small rock oyster) is the source of this 1063-nucleotide messenger RNA. RefSeq names its product thyroid transcription factor 1-associated protein 26-like. The coding region runs from base 45 to 545 and encodes 166 amino acids. The record is from RefSeq and is a predicted model, not a curated record. Lineage: Eukaryota; Metazoa; Mollusca; Bivalvia; Ostreida; Ostreidae. The transcript has 4 exons. Gene Ontology annotation, cellular component: nucleus.